GUUGUAGAUGCCGUACGCAAAUCAACCUGUCAUAAAUAUUAUGGAGUUAAGCGACGACUUAGUUCGCUUUUCCUUAGAAGAUACUGAUCUUAGCGUUGCAAAUGCUCUUCGACGGGUUUUCAUUGCUGAGGUUCCCACUAUUGCUAUAGAUUGGGUGCAAAUAGAGUCAAAUACGAGCGUUUUGCAUGAUGAAUUUAUCGCUCAUCGAAUGGGCUUGAUACCGUUUGUCUCCGACGCAGUUGUUGAUGACAUGGCUUACACGAGAGAAUGUAACUGCACAGAAUUCUGCGACGCCUGUUCUGUAUUGUUCGAGUUGAACGUCAAAUGCAAAGAAGAAGCUACACGUUCAGUAACUACUGCUGAUUUGGUGUGCAAAACUGAACGAUAUUUGAAUACGGUAUAUCCCGCUUGUGGCCAGCAGCUGAAGAAUCGCAGUGCAUUUGGUGACGAAUAUGGGCAACACGAAGAUAUUCUCAUUGUAAAGCUCAGAAAGGGACAAGAAAUCAACUUAAAAUGUUACGCGAAGAAGGGUUUCGGAAAAGAACAUGCAAAGUGGAAUCCAACAUGUGGUGUAGGGUUCGAAUACGAUCCAGAUAAUGCCCUUCGGCACACUGUCUAUCCGAAUCCCAAAGAAUGGCCACGCAGUGAAUUUUCGCAACUGAAGGACCAAGAGGGAGAGGAGAAGCAGUACGAGGCACCAUAUGAUGCUCAUGGCAAACCGAACAAGUUCUGGUUCACAAUUGAAGCCACUGGCGCUUUGAAAGCUGAUCGCAUUGUGUAUUCUGGUGUGGCUGUGUUGAAGAAGAAACUUACGGAUCUACAGGUUAACCUGAGACACGAACUUCUACAACAUGGCCUGGCCAUCAACAACUGAGUGCAAACCAACUACAUCAUGGGAGGGUUUUUGUUGUUACCUGUAUUUGAUCUCUAUAAAAAU
Messenger RNA from Cylicocyclus nassatus, 937 nucleotides. The record is from the annotation of a GenBank genome assembly. NCBI's taxonomy places the organism in Eukaryota, Metazoa, Nematoda, Chromadorea, Rhabditida, Strongylidae.